UGAUCUUUCACAUUGGGAGCAUUUUGUUUUGCUUUAUAAAUAUGCAUUGGAGUCGACAGUCUCAACAUAGCUACUAUUUAGCUAGUGGAACACAAAAACUAUGGCUUCCUUCGGCUACUUCAAGAGGGAUCUUAACCAGGUGUUAUUCGAAGGAGAUUCAUUUUAUAGGGAAGUGAUAUUGAAUAGACCAACCAAGUUAAAUAGCCUCAACUAUGAAAUGAUUUCUCAAAUGCUGAAGAAGUUCAGAGACUUUGAGAUGGAUUCUACUGUCAAAUUUGUAAUUUUGAAGGGAAAUGGGAAAGCAUUUUGUGCGGGGGGAGAUAUUGUUUCAGUUGUUGGUUCCAUAAUAACAGGAUCUUGGAGUUUUGGAGCAAGAUUUUAUGAGAAUCAGUUGACCUUGGACUACUUACUGGCUACAUAUAGAAAACCUUUGUGUUUGGCAGCCAAGAAAUUGAAGGAAAAGUAAAGUUUAAAGCUUGGAAAAAUCUCGUAGUAAGGUGCUGAAGGUAAGGCCCAGUGAACAUUAGACUGGGAUUUUGGAGUCCGGAUCUACAGAAGUGUCCAGGGUGUCAUCUCCUCAGCAGUGCAUGUAGAUAUGGCCCAUGUCACACCCUACUCCUCCGUAAGGCAUAACAUGAUCCCAUAGUACACCUAAUGAAUUACUGUCAUUCGCCUACCGAUAACCCAUUAAAUAUACUACAAGGGAUUUCAAAAUAAUUUCUGUUCAUUUUUAA
Hevea brasiliensis (rubber tree) is the source of this 734-nucleotide messenger RNA. Its product is annotated as probable 3-hydroxyisobutyryl-CoA hydrolase 3. The record is from RefSeq and is a predicted model, not a curated record. Bases 101 to 466 code for a protein of 121 amino acids. The transcript is spliced from 7 exons. Gene Ontology annotation, molecular function: 3-hydroxyisobutyryl-CoA hydrolase activity. Gene Ontology annotation, biological process: L-valine catabolic process. Lineage: Eukaryota; Viridiplantae; Streptophyta; Magnoliopsida; Malpighiales; Euphorbiaceae.